Messenger RNA from Heterocephalus glaber (naked mole-rat), 2201 nucleotides. It is a transcript of the gene Pdxp, whose product is annotated as pyridoxal phosphatase. The record is from RefSeq and is a predicted model, not a curated record. Gene Ontology annotation, molecular function: pyridoxal phosphatase activity. Gene Ontology annotation, cellular component: cytoplasm; cytosol. Lineage: Eukaryota; Metazoa; Chordata; Mammalia; Rodentia; Bathyergidae.
UGCCCGCGCGGGGAGAGCGGCGCGGGCGUGCGAGCGGGCGUGCGAGCGGCCAGCAGGCUGCAUGGCGCGAUGCGAGCCGCUGAGUGGCGCGCCCCUGCGCGACCUGCUGGGCCGGACGCAGGGGGUCCUGUUCGACUGCGACGGGGUGCUGUGGAACGGCGAGCGCGUCGUGCCUGGCGCCGCGGAGCUGGUGGAGCGGCUUGCACGGGCCGGCAAGCAGGCACUGUUCGUGAGCAAUAACAGCCGGCGCGCGCGGCCCGAGCUGGCCCAGCGCUUCGCGCGCCUGGGCUUCGGGGGGCUGCGCGCCGAGCAGCUCUUCAGCUCCGCGCUGUGCGCCGCGCACCUGCUGCGCCAGCGCCUGCCCGGGCCGCCCGACGCGCAGGGUGCCGUGUUCGUGCUGGGCGGCGAGGGGCUGCGCGCCGAGCUGCGCGCCUCGGGGCUGCGCUUAGCGGGGGACCCCGGCGUCGCCCUGCGCGUGCGCGCCGUGCUCGUGGGCUACGACGAGCACUUCUCCUUCGCCAAGCUGAGCGAGGCGUGCGCGCACCUGCGCGACCCCGACUGCCUGCUCGUGGCUACCGACCGCGACCCUUGGCACCCGCUCAGCGACGGCAGCCGGACCCCUGGGACUGGGAGCCUGGCCGCUGCAGUGGAGACGGCCUCGGGGCGCCAGGCCCUGGUGGUGGGCAAGCCCAGCCCCUACAUGUUCGAGUGUAUCACAGAGCACUUCAGCCUGGACCCCGCCCACAUGCUCAUGGUGGGGGACCGCCUGGAGACCGACAUCCUCUUUGGCCACCGCUGCGGCAUGACCACCGUGCUCACGCUCACGGGUGUGUCCCGCCUGGAGGAGGCCCAGGCCUACCUGGCAGCCGGCAAGCAUGACCUUGUGCCCCAUUACUAUGUGGAGAGCAUCGCGGACUUGAUGGGGGGGCUGGAGGACUGAACCCGCCUGAUCUGCAGCUGUAGCCACAGCCUCCCGACCCCCUGAUCCCAUAGAUGGAAGUGAUGGGUCAUGAGUCUCGUUAAGCACUAUGAGCUCCCUCGCCCCGGUUUUGGGGCCCUGGUGGAGCUGCCACGCAGGAAGGUGUGAAGACCUUUGUGCCCCCUCCCAGCAGUGGCUGAGCACUCUGCUGUUCCGGAAGCUGCCCCUGCGGCUUGGGGAUUCACCCUGGCCUGACCCAGCCAGGUGGCCUUGUUUCCUCCCUUGUUCCCUCCCCUCCCUGAAUAUGGGUCUUGAUGCCAACUGAAGAUUUUCCCCUGCCCUGGGCCUUUGGUCCCCUCCCGUCCCUGGGAACUCCUGAGCCCUGCCUGCCCCUGGGUCCUGGCCUUUGGCUUGUGGGCCGAUUGGAGGUCAAGGUAGCCACACAGUUAUUGUCCUGAGUGGACCAGUCAAGGCUAAGUGGCAGUGGCUCACUGAGGCCAGAUCUUGAGUGGACCAAAUAGGAGCUAAAUAACAAUGACCCUUGCAUGUCCUAGGUCCUGGGUGGACCCAUCUGGCCUUCAAGUAAUACCCACUGGUCUCUCAGAUCCUAAAGAGAACAAUUUCAGGAGUCCGAGUGACAGUGGCCUCUUGACAGUCCGUCCCACUAGACCAGCCAGGGUUGAUUUCAGUCAAUAAAUAAGGGACUGGGUGUGGGGACCUCUUCUUCCCUGGAGAUUGUGACCUCACUCACUCAGUGGCCCUGGGACUGCUGGGGCUCAGAGCCCUCCCUCCCUGAUCCCAUCCAGUGUUGGUGGCUGCAGCUCCGGAGGGGACUGUGAUGUCCCUGUGUAGCCAGUGUUUGCUGCGCCACCUUGCCAGUCCCCAUGCCCACUCCCAGCUAUUUAUUUGUUUGUUUAUUUAUUAUUGUGUGCCAGUGACAUGGGGGUUGGGGCUGGGCCUCUCCGCCACCUCCACCCACUAUAACCAGUCCUCCGUACUUAAUAAAGUGCGAGCGGGAGUGCACUGUGUCCCCAAGUCUGUGGCCAGGGCGGGGGAGCCCCUGCUGCGCCUGCUGUCCCCAGAACCAGCCACCUCAAGGCCUUCCCCAAGUGACAGUUCUGCUCGCUUUUCAGUAUGCAGAGACAUGGUGCCUCAGGUGUAUUUCAUACGUUGCUGGUCCUCACCUACCAAUUUGCUUGGUCCUUCAGAAAAUCCAGCAAGUUUCUCUUACUCAUCCUGUUUUAUGUGGUCUUAUCAAAAGAUACAGCAAAUUUUUAUUUUA